AUGAACACCACGUACGCUGCCGAGCAGCAGAUACCCGUGGCGGGCGCUGCGUAUCCUCCCUCGUCCGCUUCCACGUCUGCCUCGGUGGCCAGCUCGACGACUUCGUACCCGUCCUAUCAGCCGCCGCAACAACAUCAGCACCACCACCCGGCACCUCCUCAGAACCAGAACCCCCACCCGCACCUGCACCAGCACCACCCUCACCAGCACCUCCAGCUUUCACACCAGCAGCAUCCGCAUCAACCCCAGCAGCCUCCCUCGCGACAGUCGCAACCUAGCCCUCAUGACAGCCAUGCCCACCACCAGCCCCCGCCACAUUCUCACCCUCAUCCUCACCAGCCUGCCCAAGCGCCCCUGCCGCCAUCUACAUCUGCGCAACAACACCGCGGCAUGAUGCCGCCGCCCCAGCUUCAGCAGCCGCCGCCGCCGGCGCAAAGCCUUCCUGCCCCCAAGCAAGAGGACCCUUCGUCGGCCGCCGCCGCCGCGGUCACGGCCAUGCUGAAGACCUGUUCCAAUGUGGACGAAUCCACUGGCCGCAAAUACCGCUUAGAUGUCGUUCAGCAACCCAGGCGAGCUCGCAUGUGCGGCUUUGGCGACAAGGACCGAAGGCCGAUCACACCACCGCCCUGCGUCCGGCUCAUCAUCACCGAUGCCGCUACUGGGAGAGAAAUCGACUGCAAUGCCAUUGACCAUUCCAUGUUUGUUCUCAACGUGGACCUCUGGAGCGAUGAUGGAUCUCGCGAGGUCAACUUGGUACGGUCGUCCACCGGCAGUCCUUCCAUCUCAUCCACAACGCCUUUCUCUUACUCCACGCUCAAUGGCGGGGAUCCGUCUAUGAGCCCGUACCCCCAGCACGUUCUGGCAUCCAGCCGCGACGGAUCCUAUCCCCCGGCGCAAGCAGGGCCCUACGUCUCGGACUAUCAGGUGCAGCCUGGGUACAAUCAAGGACCUUCCCCAUUCCCGCCAAAUGGGUCCUACGGCCCUCCACAGCAGUACUUCCCGCAGCACCCGCAGCACCCGCAGCACCAAGGCUACAGACACGACGGCAGCGUGCCGCCAUUGCCCUCGCAGGCAAACAUGGUUCAGUUCAAUCGAAAUGGCGUUCCCGUUGCGCCAGGCUACGGCCCCGGUCCGGCGGGGGUAACAGUGGUGGGCAACCAGCCGCAAGGCAUGUUCACACGGAAUCUCAUCGGGAGUCUGGCAGCAAGCGCCUUCCGCCUCAGCGACACGACGGAUCACAUCGGCAUCUGGUUCGUUCUCCAAGAUCUCAGCGUUCGUUCCGAGGGCACAUUCCGCCUCAGGUUCUCCUUCGUGAACGUCGGGGCCCGCGGUGGAUCCCGUCGGGAUGGGAACGCCCCGAAGAUCAACACCGGCCGAGCCCCGAUUCUAGCAUCCUGUUUCAGCAAUCAAUUCACCGUCUACUCGGCAAAGAAAUUUCCAGGAGUGUGCGAGAGUACACCACUAAGCAAGACUUUCGCGACGCAGGGAAUCAAGAUUCCCAUACGGAAAGAUGCGAACGUCAAGGGCGGCGAUGACGACGACUAUGGCGAGUAA
Purpureocillium lilacinum is the source of this 1554-nucleotide messenger RNA. RefSeq names its product velvet complex subunit 2. Lineage: Eukaryota; Fungi; Ascomycota; Sordariomycetes; Hypocreales; Ophiocordycipitaceae. The record is from RefSeq and is a predicted model, not a curated record.